UAAAUAAAUUAAAUAUAAAGCAGCUUUCGCGGUUACAACUCUGUUCAUAGGUUGUUGGUUGUGUCGAGCGAAAGUGACGACAAAAUGCAUCACCGUUAAGCAGGGUGCCUGAAAGUCAAGUCUGAGUCCAAGACAAAAUUUGAAGCGAUAGAAAUGGGUUCUUACAGCGUCUGCGUCCUUCCUCUAUGAUCGAAUCGCACGUUGGAGCACCUCGUCCAUGUAAAACUCUGCAACUCUCUACCAGCCCUUUAGGCUCGUCAAAUUCCUACCGUCAUAUCCGUGUAUGCUUAUUCAGUUAUUUGUUUGUGUACUUUGAUUGUACCAAUUUAUCUGUCUACAAAUACUUGUAAAUGGAAACCCUAGGUCAAGUAUCAUAAACGACUUGCUGUGUUUUGAGAGAGACAACGAACACAGAAGGGACGGAGGUCGGAGAACUGAGAAAAUAUGUGUCGAAAGUUAGAUGACCUUAGGGCCAUUAUGUUGUAGUUCAGGGGUCAAAAUGGAAAUUUGUGUUGGCAAAUCUGACUCUUUACUAGCCAUUCGAUCUUUGUGCAUUCACAUAUCCAAUCCCUGACUAAAUAUCUUCUUGAAAAGUUUUGCAUGUUCGUUGAAAAUUCCAUCUCUUUUCUCUUUAUGGAUUUUACUUUGUAUGCUGUUUUGUCUCAAAUGCUUCAUUCCUUAAAUGAUUCAAAUAUAGAGAUUUUAGGAAAUCAAAGACACAAAGAAUAUCAAUUUAUUUGGAUGGUCAAAGUUAGCUCCAGCAUCCAGGGCAUCAAUCAUCUCCAGCUUUAGACUUAAGGAUCUUUCUUGCACUACAAACAGGAAUCUUGGAACUCCAAAAAGCAUGGAAUACUUUUCCACUGCUGUUAUAUUUCUCCUUACUGUAUUGGGUGUUGUUUUUUAUUAUUUACAGAAACAACAGGAGGAAGAUGAUGGUGAGCAGAAGAAAUCAUCCCUGUCAUCAUCAUCAUCGGAUCAACAACGAUCCCUACCUGAAGAAGAACAUGAAAAGAGGAAAGAUUCAUUCUCAUCAUGGUCACCAAGUAAACCAUGUCGACGUUUUUCACUUGCUGAAAUCAAAUUGGCAACUAAUGAUUUCGAUGAUGCGUUUGUAAUCGGAAAGGGUGGAUUCGGGAAGGUAUAUAAAGGUAAGAUUGAGUUUGGUGAAGAAGGAAUUGAUGUUGCCAUUAAGAGGUUGAAUCUUGAACAUUCGAGUCAAGGGGCAACCGAGUUCAAGGCAGAGAUUGAGAUGCUUUCCCAGUUUCGCCAUAGUCACAUUGUCUCUCUUUUAGGAUACCAUGAAGGAUCUGAUAAAAGAGAGAUGAUCCUUGUUUAUGAAUACAUGCUGAAUGGAAGCCUUGAUCAUCAUCUCCACAAAAUAAGAGCCAAUGGAAGUAAUUCUUCUCUGCUAACAUGGAUCGAGAGGCUCAACAUUUGUAUAGGUGCUGCCCGUGGUUUGGACUACCUCCAUACGGGUACAAGUGUGCAAUCAAGAGUCAUACACCGUGAUAUCAAGAGCUCAAACAUCUUGCUGGAUGAGAAUUUGGCUGCUAAGAUUUCCGACUUUGGGUUGUCAAGGAUUGGCCCAGCCAAUCUGGUGGGCACCACUAAUGUUUAUACCGAUUUCAUAAAAGGUACAUUUGGGUACAUGGAUGCUGAGUAUUUUGCAACUCACAGACUGACACGAAAGUCUGAUGUGUAUGCAUUUGGUGUGGUGUUAUUGGAAGUGUUGUGUGGUAGGCCUGCUCUGGAUUUCACAUUAGAUGAGGAGCAACACAGCCUGGCGGUAUGGGCCAGAGACUGCAUCGAAGAAGGUAAGAUUGAUCGAAUCAUUGAUCCCAGUUUGAGGGGUCAAACCACAGCUAGUUGUCUGAAUGAAUUUGCACAAAUUGCAUAUGAAUGUAUGCUUAGUUCUUCAAAGAAUCGACCCACAAUGACUAAGGUAGUGGCUCGGCUAGAAUUUGUGUUGGCAUUGGGGUCACAAAAACAUGGGGGAGUGACAAUUGCUGAAAAGGUGUGGGUGCUGUUCUCUAUUCCAGUUAAACAUGAACUCUUAGAAACUUAAUCGUUAGACAAACCCAUGGUUGUCCAUUAUAUUGAAUCCCAUACAAGAAGUAAAACUAUCUCAAAUUACAUGGA
This is a messenger RNA of Lactuca sativa (garden lettuce), 2139 nucleotides long. Lineage: Eukaryota; Viridiplantae; Streptophyta; Magnoliopsida; Asterales; Asteraceae. The record is from RefSeq and is a predicted model, not a curated record.